This is a messenger RNA of Lycium barbarum (goji berry), 1464 nucleotides long. Its product is annotated as nuatigenin 3-beta-glucosyltransferase-like. Gene Ontology annotation, molecular function: UDP-glycosyltransferase activity. NCBI's taxonomy places the organism in Eukaryota, Viridiplantae, Streptophyta, Magnoliopsida, Solanales, Solanaceae. The transcript has a single exon. The record is from RefSeq and is a predicted model, not a curated record. Bases 1 to 1464 code for a protein of 487 amino acids.
AUGGCACAAGAAAACAGGGAACUCCAUGUAGUUUUUGUUCCAUACUUGACACCAAGUCAUAUGAUCCCCUUAGUUGAUACAGGUAGACUUUUUGCUAGCCAUGGCGUUAAAGUUAGUAUUAUUGCCACCCCCUGCAACGCCAUGCUUUUCGAGUCCUCCAUCGAUCAUGCAACUGAUUUAGGCCACAAAAUAUUUGUCCACAAACUCAAAUUCCCAUCAGCUGAAGUAGGAUUACCUGAAGGGAUCGAAAACUUCAGUGCUACUACUACUCAAGAAAUGGCAACAGGCGUAUUUAUGGGAAUUGCUUUGCUUCAAAAACCCAUGGAAGAUCUUAUCAUUGAGCUUCGUCCUCAUUGCAUUGUUUCAGACCUGUUCUUUCCGUGGACUGUGGAUGUAGCUGAGCGACUGGAGAUACCUAGACUUAUGUUUUAUCCGACCAAUGUUAUGUUCCAUUGUGUUGAACAUUGUUUGAAGGUUUAUACACCUCAUGAGAAGGUAAGUUCGGAUUCAGAAAGCUUUUUGAUUCCAUGUUUACCAGAUAAGAUUGAAAUUAAAAGAUCUCAACUACCUGAUGAUCUGAAAACCAACCCUGAAGGACCAUAUUGGGAGUUGUUGAAGAGAGUUAAAGAAUCAGAACCUCGGAGCUAUGCUAUGAUUCAUGACACUUUCUAUGAUCUAGAGCCUAGUUAUGCUGAGCUUUACCAGAAAAUCAAAGGUAAAAAACCAUGGUUGGUUGGUCCUUUGUUUCUUUUUUCAAAGAGAGAAGAAGCAAGCAAUACAAGAGAUACUCCAGUUCAAGAGCGACAUAGCUGCCUAAGUUGGCUUGAUUCUCAACAACCAAACUCAGUUGUAUAUAUUUGUUUUGGAAGUAUGGGGAGGUUUUCUGAUGCUCAGCUUACUGAAAUUGCCUUGGCUCUUGAGGCAUUGAAUUCGUCGUUUCUUUGGGUCGUAAGAAAGGGAGACAAUGAGCAAGAAAGUUGGAUGCCUACUGGCUUUGAAGAAAAAAUGCUUAGCAACAACAAAGGUUUGAUAGUCAGAGGUUGGGUGCCACAGCUGAAGAUCUUGAACCAUCCAUCAACCGGAGCGUUCAUGACUCACUGUGGCUGGAACUCCACCUUGGAAUCUCUAACAGCCGGAGUGCCAAUGCUGACAUGGCCAUUGUUCGCGGAGCAGUUCUACAAUGAGAAGCUGGUGGAGGUUCUUGGAUGUGGGAUCGGGGUUGGGGCAGAAGUGUGGCACGUUACAUUUGAUAUCAAGGAUACGAUUGUCAAGAAGGAUAAGAUAGAGGCAAGUGUGAAAAUGUUGAUGAAUUCCUCUAAGGAAAGCGAAAAGAUCAGAAGUAGAGCAAAAGAUGUUGAAGCAAUGGUUAAGAGGGCUGUAGGACAAGGUGGUUCGUCUUAUAAUCAUCUAAUAGCAUUAAUACAGGAGCUCAAGUGUCAUGCUUUUGGCAUAUCAGAAGAGUAA